AGAAGAACACGACGCGGUAGUUGUAUGGAGCUGUAGCUUACAACUUUUAUCUCUUGAUCGUUUUGAUAUCAACCUGAAGGUUUUCAGCUGUAAAAUUAGCUAAGUAAUUAACGAGAAAAUCCCCGACAGUAUCUUAUAUUCCGUGAGUUACCAAAGCGUCACUCCGUCGCUUCUUCGGUCGGAGGAAACCUGUUUAGCCCGCUUGCUAACUUCCUUAGCUAACUGUUAUUGUUAGCUUGCUUAUGCUAACAUGUCAGGCGGCGGCGGUGUAGUUCGGGGACCAGCAGGGAGUAACGACUGUCGUAUUUACGUGGGGAAUCUCCCUCCGGACAUCCGCUCACAGGACGUCGAAGACCUGUUUUACAAAUAUGGACCCAUUCGGGAUAUUGAUCUGAAAAACCGAAGAGGAGGGCCACCAUUUGCCUUCGUGCAGUUCGACGACCCGAGGGACUCUGAGGAUGCUGUCAGUGGGCGUGAUGGUUACGACUACGAUGGCUACCGCCUGCGUGUUGAGUUUCCUAGAAGUGGACGUGGAGGAGGUGGUGGUGGAGGUGGACCAAUGGGCCCCCAGAGGGGAAGGCAUGGUCCCCCCUCCCGACGCUCGGAGUACAGGGUGCUUGUGUCAGGUCUUCCUUCCAGUGGAAGCUGGCAGGACCUGAAGGAUCACAUGCGAGAGGCAGGUGAUGUAUGUUACGCUGAUGUGUACCGUGAUGGCACUGGAGUGGUGGAGUUUGUACGCAAAGAAGACAUGACCUACGCUGUCCGUCAGUUGAAUAACACCAAGUUUCGCUCUCAUGAGGGAGAGACAGCCUACAUCCGUGUGAAGGUGGACGGUCCUCGCAGCCCCAGCUAUGGUCGUUCCCGCUCUCGUAGCCGUAGUCGCAGCCGAAGUCGCAGCCGUAGCAGAAGCAAGAGUGGGUCACGUCGCAGAAGAGGGUCUCCACGUUACUCUCCUCGGCGCUCCCGUUCCCGUUCCCGCUCCCGCACCUAGAUCCAUCUUAGCUAAUGGUGUGCCGCAGAGCCGGAGAGGACAUCUUCACAUCACUCAACAAAUCCUGUAUACUCACCACGGAUCACCUCAUGUUACCUGUUUACACUGUCUUAUGUGUUACCUGUUCCCCUACUUUUUGUUGCAUUUUUCUUUUUUUAGUUUCCAUUUUUGUACACGGCCUGCUCGUUUUUCCCUUUUCCCCUUCUCAUCAACAUCAGUUUUCUGCCAACCAUCUCCCACCCCUCUCUGUACUUUUCUUCUGCUUGUCCUCGUUGUACGCUUUAUGUUUUGUUUCCUUUGGAAAGAUUUUGCUUCUUUUAAGCAUAUACUACUGUCCUUUGACCUUCUUGUGUGUCUCUCUGUAGAGUUCAGAGGAACAGGAUAGGAUGGGGAACAGAGGAAACAUUUCAUAUUAAGAUAAACAGGAGGAGGAGUCAAAUAUGGCACCAAUGGUAUGAUGGCUGUGCCUUGUCAAUUUUAAAACCUGCAUUAUGAGGCUGUUCAGUUUUUUUUACAUACACUUGACAGUAGAGUGCCGUUGUUGAAUGUUUUCAGUUGUUACAAGUUGUGUUUACCAGUUUGUAUUCAGAGACCCAAAGCUCGUGGUUUUUUUGCUUUUGUUUGUCUUUAAGUCUCCAAAGUAAAUCUUAAUUUUUUGUGGGACUGAUUGUAGAGAGUGUUCCCUGAUUUUCUCAACGUAAACUCCCUGGUAGAUGCAUUUGUUGACAUUUUAUUUUAGUAUUUUUUGAAGGUGUGUUUCUAACUUGCCUCCUUCUCUUUGGUUCUGCUGGUAUUCUGAAGGUUUGGACUGGGCACAUUGUCCCCCCAUUCCGGAGCCGGAUCAGGAUUCAGGAUGAGAUCAGGAUUAGGAUUAGGCUUCAGGAUGGAUACAUGGAUCAGGAGCAUGGGAGCAUUUUACCGGGAGAGGAUCCUGACCCCCGGCCCUGUCCACAUAACCCCAUCAAACUGGAAAUAGUGAAAUAUCCAACCUAAUUGGCUUUCAUAUAAUCCAAAUUUUUUUUCCAUUUCGUGUGGAACCUCAGAGACACAAUCGCUGACGACACUGUGACGAGCGAUUAUUUUUCAGGUUUUUGUUUUUCAAAAUUGUAAAAAAAAAAAAGAAGAGCAAAGCUCCACUCAAAACCAGGAGGAGGGCUGGGAGGUGCAGGAUGGAUCCACACGCUUAAGGAGAGUGGUAAAUAGUGGGCGGCCAUUAACAGCGGAGGAGGGAGGGAGGAGGGAGGACUGGGACGCGACAAGGGAAUGUGACAUAAUGUGGUUUGUAUCUUUUUCAUAGGUCAGUCUUUUGCUGCAGAGGAUUUCAGAUUUUCUUAAGUAUAAUCUCCAGUAUCCUAAAGCUUUAUUCUCUUUUAAUAAAACGUUCAGUAAACAUGA
Messenger RNA from Epinephelus lanceolatus (giant grouper), 2386 nucleotides. It is a transcript of the gene srsf1b, whose product is annotated as serine and arginine rich splicing factor 1b. Gene Ontology annotation, cellular component: nucleus; cytoplasm. Gene Ontology annotation, molecular function: mRNA binding. Lineage: Eukaryota; Metazoa; Chordata; Actinopteri; Perciformes; Serranidae. The record is from RefSeq and is a predicted model, not a curated record.